UGAUGGAGUUAUUUGCAAAUUGCUUCAGUUCCUUGCUUUCACACCAAAUUAUGAAUUGAUGACUACAUUUUAGGGCUCAGUUGUAAAGAUUUUUAAGAAAGUUAUAAAAAGCAUCCGAGAGAAAGAAGGUCAUCUUAACAAUAAAAGCACUUUAGGGACUUUUUAAAUUAACCACAGUUUUCAUUUCAUGUUGGAUGUGUUCAAUUGUGUUAAAAAGCUGACGAAGGACAGAUGGCCAUUGAGGGAGCAGUAACUGGCCAAAUCCCCGGUUCUCGGGACUUCACCGAAAAUGGAGAUCAAAGUGAAAGCAGUGGGGCAAGAUGGAAAAGCACUGCGCCUCAACCUCAGCCACGUUUGUCUCCUCAAAUUAAGACCGGUCGGCUCCAACCUAUCCAUGAGGCUAAUGCGGAUCUACUCUGGGAAGAAACAGGUCCGUCUGUCCCAGAACCUGGGGCGGACGUGCCGCUGUAUAUACGCGCACUUCACAGGUAUUUUGGAAAAACUUUAGCUGAAUCUUAUCUACAGCCCACUAUUUCGGAGGAGAAGAUGUCCCCUAGAGCACGGGUGAUAUAUGAAAAGGCAAGAGCUUUAAAUUCAGAGGAGACCUGGAAAAUGUUGAGGGAACAGUCGAAACUGAAACUGAUGCAAUUGGAAUCUAAACUUCCAUCAGAUGCAAAAUUAUUAGAGAAACGGAGGUUCAACGAAAUGCUGCAGAAUCUUGAUGGAAGAAUUGGUCACUACAGGAACAAUCUCGCACAGAUACACAGGAUCUCAGAAACAAACCAGGACAAGAUGUCUCUGAUAAUAGUCAAUAAUCCUCUCCCUGACCUCACUGACAUGAAGGGGAACUGUGGCCCAAUGCAAUAUCUCAUCAAAAGCGACUCGAAGCAGGUGUAACAGUGAUGUACCUUCACCGAGCAGUUCGAAUUUGGAAUGGAAAGGAAUCAAUUAUUUUGAAGCUUGUGCAUGUGUUCUAUCUAAACUGGCGUAGGGAAAUAAAAAUGAGAUUUUUCAAAAAUGUCA
Lepisosteus oculatus (spotted gar) is the source of this 1023-nucleotide messenger RNA. The record is from RefSeq and is a predicted model, not a curated record. NCBI's taxonomy places the organism in Eukaryota, Metazoa, Chordata, Actinopteri, Semionotiformes, Lepisosteidae.